This is a messenger RNA of Mesitornis unicolor (brown roatelo), 7089 nucleotides long. It is a transcript of the gene CFAP46, whose product is annotated as cilia and flagella associated protein 46. Gene Ontology annotation, biological process: cilium movement involved in cell motility; axoneme assembly. The transcript is spliced from 49 exons. NCBI's taxonomy places the organism in Eukaryota, Metazoa, Chordata, Aves, Mesitornithiformes, Mesitornithidae. Gene Ontology annotation, molecular function: protein binding. The annotation marks the transcript as partial. The record is from RefSeq and is a predicted model, not a curated record.
AUGUUCAGGCUUUGAAGAAUGCUUAUGAGAUGAUCAAAUCAGCCAGUCAAGGAAAAUCUGCACUUGACUCAUCAGAUAACUUCAGCACCGACUUAUAUGUUUUAUGUGCUGAACAAGCACUUCAGCUGGGAUAUCUGGAAAUGAGCAGCGACUGUCUGCAGAUGUAUUUUAAAGGAAGAUUUCCUGUGAGCCAGUUCCUUGGCAGAGCAUAUUUGUGCCAAGGCCAGUUGCACACUCCACUCUCUACAGGAAAUUUGGAAGAUUUUGAAAAGUUUGUGCUGUUUUUUAUGAAGGCAGUUGAUUUUGCCACCCAUGAUCCAAGAUAUUAUUUUUUGCUAUAUAAUGCCUCAGUUCUUUAUUGGCAACUUGUGAGGCCGUAUCUUCAGCCUGGAUUCCGCUGUUGCCUUAUUCCCAGCCUCUCUCACAUUGUUGAAGCGUUAAACCAAGCGGAAGAGCAAGACAAGGAAUGGAGAGCAGAACUCAUGAUAAACCUACUUGAGUGCUUCCUCGAUGGUUCAAAACUGAAAGAAGCAGAGGAGUUUUCACCUACUGCAGCAGCCUUUAUUAAGGAAAAUGUUCCAGAUAAAUACUCUGAAAUAUUUUCUCUAAUGGUAUAUUACAAACUGAUGGAUAUUUCCCAGGUAGAGAAGGAAAUAAAAAGUUCCAUCCAUCUUUCAGUUAUUUAUAAAAUGCAGAUGUUAAAAUUGCAGUGGGACACAGAUGAAUUUCCAAGUGAUGCCACCACAAGUCUGAACUCCAUUUAUGUCCUUCUGAAACAAUACGAUGUACCUCCAGCAUCUGUUCUCAGAGUGAAGAUUCCUUUGAUUCUGGAAUUGGCUCGUUUUUCUAUGAAAGUAAACUGCAUUAAGGUUGCUCAUGAUUGUAUACUUGAUUUGAAGAGAGCUGGGAUUACUGAGCAGGGGAAACUUAUUGAAAUAGAAUGUCUGGAAUAUGAAUAUGAAAUAAAAAAAAUUGGCACUAAAGUUGUGACUUACACGAAAGGAGUCGUUGAGGCUCAGCUGGAGUUGAUAAAAAAGCUUGAGGUAACCUUAGAACGUGCGGUUCAGUUGGGAGACCCCGAUGUGAUCCAGGUUGUCUGCGCAACCCAGUGGAAUCUCUGCCUGCCUCUGCUCCAGCACAACCUGCACCAACGUGUGCGGAGGCCGCUGAUGGCGGUGGCUGAUGUCCUCGAGGAGGUUGACAGCAUGUUGAUUUUGUUGCGUUGCCAAGUUCACAUGGAAAUAGCUCGUAUUGAAGAAGAUGGGGAUAGAAUAGAGGCGGCUAUGAAACAUUUGCAAAAAGCUGUACAUCUGAACAACGGUGGGCCGUAUCAGGAACAUCUCAGAGUGUCUUUAAACCGUCUCCGUGUAUACGCUAUGCUGCACAAGUCACCUGAGCAUCCAGAGGAUUGGGCAGGAAUGAUGAUUGAACAGGCUAAAAAGGGAAAGCAGAAGGAUACUACGAGGAAAAAUAGGUCCCUUCUGGUAAAUGCAGGUCUUGCACUCGCUCCCGAUUCAUUUAAAAUCGUUCUUGACAGUGAAAAUGAAGCUAAAGUUUCCCCAGGUAAAAGUAGGAGUCAAAUAAGCCACCUCUGUGCAAAAGCACAUCAUCAUAUGAAAAGUGUGGAGCAAGCUGAGCAACACUUGAAACGCUUAAGAAAUGCAAAUGACAGAGAGAGAAUUUUACUUUGGGCAGAUCUGGCAAAAGUGGCGCGUAAACAAGAAGCAUGGGAUGUGUGCCGCGCAGCUUGCAGAUUUUGUCUCUUGUAUGAUGAUGCUUUGUUUAGGAAGGUUACAAAGCCUGAAAAAACAAAGAAGAAAGCCAGUACAGCUGCGAUGGGUGAUGAUCACGGUGACAGCUCACGAGGAGAAUCAUUGCUGCCCGCUAAAUCCUUCUCUUUUGAAAGAGAUUUACUCAGAAUUUUAGCAGAAAUAAGAUUCAUUACUGCAGAGGCAACUGUUCAUCUGUUAAGACUGCAGGGGAUUGAACUGAACGAUGGUCCUGUACCUCCAGACACAAGUCAGCAUCGUCCCGGAUGUGAUCCACAGCCUCCCGAGAGCGAUCCAGAGUGGAAAACUUACAGUUUAUGGAUUGACGGCUUAUCUCAGUAUGCAAUGGAAAACUUUCAGCGUGCAGCCGAAAUAGGAGAAGAACUGAACGAAGCCUGGAUGGUUCACAACACCGUGGUGUACGUCUUGAACUACAACAGACACCUCAUCUCCUCAGGAAGACAGAGGGGAAUUAUUUCCUAUCUGCAGACUCUUCUUGGAGCCAUCAGAGCUGUUGGGCACGAUGGAAGCACUGCGAUUUUAUUGAUGUUAUGCGAUGCUUUGGCUCGGGGCUUAAUUCUCUGUUGGAUCCCAAAGACAGAACUCGCUGAGAAGGAAACAAGAGAUGCAGCAAGAGACAGGAACAGAAGAGCUUCAAUGAAGAAACAGGAAAAAGCAAAUGUCAUCCAGCCUCUUUCUGUGGAUCCCAGUGGACUUCCUGAUAUCAAAGCUGCCUUAGAGAUUUGUGAAUUUGCCCUCAAUGUGGCAACUGGAACCGCCCCUCAUGAAGCAGCACCUCUUGCAGCACAGCAGCGGGUCAUUGCUACGUGGGUGAAAGCAAAGCAGUUACACCAGCAGCAGACUGGGCAUCGGCUGAGGACAGAGGAGGAGAAUGAUGGUGAAACACGAAAUCCUGCAGCAAGUAUUCUUAUUGGCCUAGAAAUGUAUUCAUGUAGUGGCUUGGGUCUCAUGGAUUUCACUGUUCCUAGCCUAUCUCAGCUGGUGAAACUGGCUCUGGAAUGCCGCUGGUCAGAUUCCUUGGUGGAACUGCAGACGCUGACACGACUGACGUACUUUGCGUAUGUCUCUCACGACCAUGAUACAGUAAUGACUUGUUCCAAAAGGAUCUUGCGAUCAGAUGAGCAUUUUUUCCACAGCAGAGAUAGUAAGAAAUACGAAAUGCCUGGUAACAGAGUGAGACAAGAAAUGUUAAGCACCACUGCCUGUAUACAAGGAAAGAGCAUAAUGGAAAACUUGUCUGGAAGAAAACAUCUGCGAGUAGCAGCAUCAAAAGCGUUUGUUCAGAGUGUCAGGUACGCAGGGGAAGCCGGAAAUUAUUCCCUUGUAAUGUUUGCAGCCAGACACUUCUGGAACACGUGUUUACACCUGCUAAGUUCUCCCCGUGACAGAGAGCAGCUUAAAGAACCUACUGAAGUAAUUCUUAGGAAUAUAAUUAAAGCAGAAUCUAAAAAUAAACAGGAGAAGAACGAUACAGUGCCUUUGCAUCAGUGGAUUACAAAGGAUUUUCAGAAUAUAGGGUUUUCAGUUGGAUGUUUUCUUCCAGGUGCUGAGGAAGAUCUGACAUUAAGAACCUCCUUAUAUGGGUUAUUAUUCCAUAUAAAUGCUGAUAAAGCUGAUUGGGAAACAGCCCUAAAAGUCCUGGAUGAAGCCAUUCGAGUUUUGCCUCACACGAGACACAGGCUCCUGAUUUUUAAACAUAUGGUUACAGUGAACGCAGAACUGGGACACAGUUUUGCGAUGGAAAUUCAGAAAUUCAGAGACGAGGGUGAGGAUUAUUUGUCCCGUAUGUGGUGUCACUUGGUCACGGUCUCCAGAAGCGUUGUGGGGCAGCUGAGCUGUUUUCAAAGCGCGAUCACUGCUCUACAGAAACAAGAAAAUGAAUGGCAGAAAGUUGAUUAUCUGAUGGAAUUUGCGGAAUGGCUAUACUGCAACCAGUUUCCCCUCAGUGAAGUUAUUAAACCCCUGGACUGGGCGGUAGAUCUCUUGCUACAGAUGGAAGUUUCUCUGGAGUCCUCACAAGGAGAAGACAAAAAUACUGUACCAAAAUUUUCACCUACAGAAAAUUCGAAGAUAAACAUUGGAGCAAAUGGCACCAUACCCCAAAUUAAUUUGGAAUAUUUGAGUAAUAUUAAACAAUUGGAAGCUUUGUUCAGAGCACAGACAUUAAUGGCUUUCAUUUCUGGUCAUGGUUCUUGUUUUCAUCAGCAGCACUGUCUGGUGGCUUAUGCUUGUGUCAUCCGCAUCUGGCAGGUAUCGUUGUCAGCAUCAGGACCUAUUGCAAAAGCAUUAUCAAAGUCUUCACAACCUACAGUUCCUCAGAAAGUGCAGUCAACAAUUACACUUAAAAAAGAGAAAGGCAAAAAGAAAGAGAAACAGGUUGAAGUUUCUGUUGUGAAAGAGACGCCUAAAGGGAAAGGACCAGUGGAUACCUUACCAGCAAAUGUGGAGGAAUGGGCUCAUUAUGACUGUCCCACUGAAAUCAGAGAGGCUUUUAAACAGAAAACAAAUAGUUAUGGUAUUAACUGGGAUAAUUUCCCAAAACCUACUCACACUUUGUAUUUUAUGGACCUUUUAUCCGAAGAACUACAGAAAAUGUUUUGUCCCCACUUGAUUAUCCCCAUCUUUCAGUUAGCUGAAGUUAUUGCCAAUGAAAUCGUGGAAUGCAGAAGUCUGUCCAACCUGUAUCACCUUCGAAUUGCCCUGAUAUGUUCAGACCUAAAACUGAGUCAGGCAUCUUUGUAUCAUGAGAAAGCUGCUGGAGAAGCAUACAUCAGUGAAUUAGAACAAGCAAUGUGUAGGCAAGAGAUUGCACUGAAAAAGGAAAAACAAAUACUAACAGGAAAAGGGCUGAGUGCACUUUCUUUCCCUUACUUGUGGAUAGAAAAGGCUGAGGUGUUAAUUCAGCUGGGCUUGUAUCAACCAGCACGACUCCUGCUUUCAGAGGCCCACGCUGCAACUCAGGCACUGCAGGCCCCGGGCGCAGUGUCCCGCUGCCUGCAGCUGCUGGCGGUGCUGGCCAGGCGGGAAGGAGGCCCCGCGCAGGCCGCGGCGCUUCUGGAGCGGGCCCAGCGGCUGGGGGGCAGCGAGAAGCUCUGGUACCGCAGCGCCCUGGGCCUGGCGGAGGCCGCGCUGGAGGGCGGCGGGAAAGGCCGACACAGCACGGCCUGUGGGGUCCUGGAACAUGCUGUGAGUGUGCUCAGGUCCAGUUUGCUGAGGACACCCAACAGAGAAGCGGAGCUGGGUUUUAUGAUCACAUCCCUUGAAGCCAGAAAAACACUUAUUGAGAUACGUUUUGCCCACGAUUGUACGGCAGGUAGUGCUGAACCUUGUCAGUUACCAGAAAUGCUACAGGAAUCUUACAAUAAAUUAGUUCAAAUUGAGAAGGACUUCAUUAAUUAUGGGCAUAAAAACUGCAGCGCUGAGAUACUACUAGAACGUGCAAAUAUUCACAGGAUGAUUGCCAAGCAGGACAGAAGCAAAGAGGGAAAACAUGGUCACUAUCUAGAGGCUUAUAACUUAGCUCAGAGGGCAGUCUCCAGAACAGAGGAAGUGUUUCAUAAUGUUCGUCGCUUAAUUUCAGUUAAUGAGACUACAAAUAUUAGUAUCCCAUUAAUGAGGCAGCUAGCUAACAGGAAAAUAAAUCUUGUAGAAAUUCUUUUGGAUAUUUUUAGUCUUCUUGUUGCUGAGAAAAAGCCGCAAGUGGGAGAGGCAUCAUCUCGUAAAAUUGUGGAGGCAUUCAUCAGAGGAGCUAUUGAAGACAAGGCGACACAACAGGACUGGAAGCAUGUGGGACGCUCUGCGGGUCAUGCUGCGCUGGCUCAGCUGGUGAACAUGCAGAGGCUCUGUCCGGGCUGUCCCGACAUCAAGUCCAAGUGCCUGUAUCUCACUGGAAAAACUCUUCAUUUACUUGCCAUUAGCGUGGACCCUGUAUGCUCGGAGGUUUACUGGAAGCCAAAUGUUGUGGAAGAAGCUAAAUCAAACAUCGCCAAAACUUCCCUGGCUUCAGCAGAAUGCAGUGAGGAGGAAGCGACAGACAGCAGUUUAUGGGCUGAUAAAUGUCGACAUAAGUAUGGGAGGACAAUACAGGAAUUAAAGAAGGAACAUCGUUUGGCUCAGUAUUAUCUUUCUCAGUGCAGCGAAGCGCUGGUACAGUGCAUGGGCAUUGCCUUUGCUCAUCAGAUCACCGAUGUACUGGCUCCUGCUAGCUUUGAAAUGGUUGAAUGCUUUCAGCAACUCGAUCCAGUUUCAGCCAGCCAGUUUUUGGCACUUCAUCAGAGCUGUUCAGCAUCCAUGGCGAUGAAGAGUGUCCUUCUGGCAGCGACAUCCAACACCAGCAGCUCCCAGCUAGCAGCAUUGCUGCAUCUGCAGAGGAAUUUGAAACAAAGCAGAGGCACAAGUGACCUUCUGAAAAGCGUGGAGCAGCAGCUGGCUGCUACCUCAGUGGCAUGGAGAAAUCUCUGUAUACCUGUUGAACAUUUUAGUAUAAUGGAUGAAUUGCCAUCCAAUUUCCACAUAAUUAUUCUCCAGCAUUCAGAAGACAGGUCGGGUCUGUUCAGCUCCUGGGUCGAGGUGCCCCGGGCAAGCCCUGCACCACUGAAAGGAAAACCCACGUGGCCGACGGUGCAAGCUAAAGCUUCUCGAUUUCCUGUGAAUCCUGAUACAUUUUGUGCUUUAUUGGAAAAAGUGCGUCUUUUCAAGCAGCAGCAGAUGAAGAGAUGUCUUGAGCAGACUGUGGUGCGGCACUUGCAAGAGUGUGUCUCCAAAGCAGAUGUGCUCCUUUCAGUUGAAACACUGAUUAUUGCAGAUGGUCGAAGUGUUGAUCACUGUCUCUUGUCCAAGGCCUUUGCUGUAAUGGCAGACUGUGGAGAUUGCUGUAGUUGUACUGGUAAAGAAAAAGGCGGUGUGGGAUUUCCAGAGGACAGGGGCUCCAAAAGGAGGACGUCCGUUGUGUCAGAUUUCACUGGUGUUGCAGCAGUUUUGACUUUGUGUUUCCUGUGCAAACUUGAACCCUCGUCAGUAUCAGUGCUGGUGAUGUUUUCACUGAUUCCUCUCCCCAGAAAACAGAGCACAUCAGCAGCUGAGUCAGGAAGAAUGAAAGUGAAUGAGAAGGACGGCAAACACGCAGGAGCACAGGGUACACCGAUGGAUUUAGGACUGUGUGUGGUGUUGCUGGCAGAUCCGUUACUGAUGGAGCUGCCUUUGGAAGCGCUGAGCAUCUUCAGAGCGGGAGGAAUCAGCUCUGUGUCCAGAGAUUUUUCUCUCCAGAUUCUCUACAAUCGAAUACAUCUGGCUGCAUCAG